CGGGCUCUGGCGCUGCUCGGCGAGAUGCGUGAGGCGAAGGUGGAGCCAGACGUCAUCAGCUACAGCGCUGGGAUCAGCGCGUGCGAGAAAAGCGAGCAGUGGCCGCGGGCUCUGGCGCUGCUCUGCGAGAUGCGUGCAGCGAAGCUGGAGCCUGACGUCACACUCAGCUACAGCGCUGGGAUCAGCGCGUGCGAGAAGGGCGAGCAGUGGCAGCAGUCUCUGGCGCUGCUCAUCGAGAUGCGGGCGGUGAAGGUGGAGCUCGACGUCAUCUGUACUACAGCCAGCGCGUUGGAAUUAGGUCCAGCUCGGGGUUCCGUAGGUUCGCACGCGUUUCGCUGCCUUUCUGGUGGCGAGCCCUUUUCGGUGCUCGUUCGGACUAUGCGGCCAGUUCUUCGGAUUUCGCGGCUCGACUUGGACCGAAAAGGACAUUCGUUAUUUAUGUGUCAUUCCUCCUUUCAGCAUCACGGCUGU
This is a messenger RNA of Prorocentrum cordatum, 471 nucleotides long. NCBI's taxonomy places the organism in Eukaryota, Dinophyceae, Prorocentrales, Prorocentraceae. The record is from the annotation of a GenBank genome assembly.